CCCCGGUUGCUUUGAGGAGGCUCUAGCUGGCAGGAUCCCUGACAUUAGUGUUGCUCUCUGGCUGCCUGCUGUCUCGAGCCAUGUCUUCACAGCUGGUUGUAGCUCUGCUGGCCCUCGCCUCCCUGGGUGCUGCAUCUGAACUGGACUGUAAAGACCUGGUCAAGCCUCUGGUACUGGACAGCCACAGCCCCAUCUAUGGGAAGUGGGUGCUCCAUGUUGGGGCGUGGGACCAGCCCGGCCUGAAGAAUGACCUGGCGACGGUGAACAGCUCCUGGGUGGAUCUGUCGCCUUCCUCGGACAACGGGGUCAUGACCAUCUACUGGUCCGACCGCCUAGGUGAAGAUAGAUGCCUGCAGGGUAUCGCCAAUGCCACCAUCUCGGGGAUGACCAGUCACACCACUUUUAUUAUCAACGGUCACACUUCAUAUCAUGAUGGGAAGUACUAUGAAACCUGCGCUGACUGCCUCCUGUCUGAAGACACCACCCUCCUUCCUGACGGCAAGUCAAAGGGACGAUACCUUUUCCUCUUCACACGGACCGGCACUCUGGAGUCAUCCGAGUUAGAGACCUUCAAGAAGCAGGCUGAGUGCCUUAAAUUCUACCCAGAGUACCACUUUGGAGGAACAGAGCUGUGCCCAGAUGAGAGGGAACCUGCUACACCUGCAGCUGAAACUACGGAGAACACGGAGAAUACGGAGAAUAAUCAAACUGAUGUUGAGCCUACUGCUGCAAAGUAAAGCAGAGCACAGAGAUGUCAUGGCCCUUUGAACAGCAUGCACACCCAGACACCUCCAGCUUAACAAGUGCUUCAUAGUGUUGCUAUGUGAAAAAAAUAGAUUGUGCUGUGGUUUGAUAAGUCGUGGUCAUGUUUGUUCCAGCAGCAGCAUUAAAUUAAAGGCCUGCUGGUGUUGUGUCAUGUUAGAUCUGUGGUUAGUAAUGUGUAGUCUUAUUAUUGCUAAGCUGUUUGACUUUCCAUAAUUUAGAUUAGGAAAUGUUGACAUCUGAUUAGCUCAUGGCAUUUUCUGUCAGGUACAGUAAUGGCUGAAAAAUCCACCUAAAUGCCUCCUUUAAAUCACGUUAACACUCUGUUUCCCACUGGUUGUGUGAAGUAAAUAAAACAGCUUUCAGUCUC
Messenger RNA from Epinephelus lanceolatus (giant grouper), 1132 nucleotides. RefSeq names its product saxitoxin and tetrodotoxin-binding protein 2-like. NCBI's taxonomy places the organism in Eukaryota, Metazoa, Chordata, Actinopteri, Perciformes, Serranidae. The record is from RefSeq and is a predicted model, not a curated record.